AUGCCUCCAUCUCCCCUCGACGACAGAAUUGUGGUGGCGCUGCCAAGGCCGAUCCGACCUCAGGAACUCCGACUGCGCCUGGACACCAGCUACCUGGACACCAGCUACCUGGACACUACUGUCACCAGCCCCGUCAGCAAGACGACCGUCAUCAGCACCACAGUGGUGAAGAUCCGGGCGACCAACCUCACGUAUAUGCCCUCAUCCAACGGCUCCACGCGCUCCCUGUCGUGUGGAUGCACCAGUGCCAGCUGCUGCUCGGUCACCACCUACGAGAAGGACAGCCAGCACAACCAGCGCCAGCAGCAGAGCCACCAGAGCCACAUCAGCAAGGUGAGCGCCAGCAGCCCCAACCUCAGCUAUGCUGGACCUGCCUCCUCCAACCCCAUAGUCACGGGCAUGGGCAUGAUUCACCAUGAGGCCUUCAGCGACCCUAGUCUCACCUCUGGCCCAACCAAGGCUCUAGGGUCCACCAUACGGGUCAUCCACCCCAAUGAGCUGGCCAAGCGGAUGGCCAGGUGCCCCAUGGGCCACCCGGUCGGGCCGGUGCCGGUCAUCAUCGACUGCCGGCCCUUCAUGGACUACAACAAGAGCCACAUCCAGGGCGCGGUGCACAUCAACUGUUCGGACAAGAUCAGCCGGCGGCGGCUGCAGCAGGGCAAGAUCACCGUGCUGGACCUGCUCUCGUGCCGCGAGUCCUCCGGCAAGGACUCCUUCAAGGGCAUCUUCUCCAAAGAGAUUGUGGUGUACGACGAGAGCACCAUGGAUCCCCAGAGGGUGACCUCCUCACAGCCCCUUCAUGUGGUCCUGGAUUCGCUGAAGAGGGAGGGCAAGGACCCCAUCGUUCUCAAAGGUAGGGCGAAAUCUUUACUUUACUGACUUUAUUGUCCCCAUGGCGAAAUGUUGGUGCAGUAUCAUGUACACGUUUAAAGUGGCGUUUAAAUACAGUAGAAAACUAAUUGACAAAACAAAAUUCAUAACAGUUACAUACUAAUAAAAAGAGACUAGCCUGCUGGCCUUACUGGGUCGAUAGGAACAUUAGCCGAGCUGUUAAGGAGGGAUAUCACACCUGGCACAAGUUAUUGUCUAGUUCUGUUAUUCCUGCCGGGGGGCUGCCCUAUACCUGCACCCAGAGGGGAGUAGUUCAAAGUCCGGGUACAGGGGGUGGCUUGGGUCAAAAAUUAUUUUGUGAGACUUGCUGAGGUCCCUGACCUUAAAGAUCUCAUCCAAGCCUCUCUGUUUGACUCCAAGUACCUUGUUUGCUGUGGUGAUAAUCCUUCUCAGCAUAUUUUUCUGGCUGACGGUGGCACUGCCAAACCAACAAACAAUACAAAAAGUUAAAAUACUCUCAAUAGAAUAUUUGUAAAACACAGUCAGCAUAGUACAGUUAACAUUAAAAGAUACCAGCUUUUUGAGCUCUCAGAGUAGGUAGUGUAGCAGUGCUGAUCUAGGAUCAGUGUGGCCUUUUAGACCAUAAUGGGGGGGUUCUCUUGAGGUUCUCUGGAGGUUCUCUGGUGGCUCUCUGGAGGCUCUCUUGAGGUUGUGUUUAAGCUUCAACGAGUCAAAGUAGAAACACCUGGGAUUUUAACUGGAAUGGUUGAAGGAUGAGGGAAGAGGGUGAGGUCUUUAUCUGGAAUGGUUGAAGGAUAGGGGAAGAGGAUGAGGUCUUUAUCUGGAAUGGUUGAAGGAUGAGAGAAGAGGAUGAGGUCUUUAUCUGGAAUGGUUGAAGGAUGAGGGAAGAGGAUGAGGUCUUUAUCUGGAAUGGUUGAAGGAUAAGGGAAAAGGAUGAGGUCUUUAUCUGGAAUGGUUGAAGGAUGAGGGAAGAGGAUGAGGUCUUUAUCUGGAAUGGUUGAAGUAUGAGGGAAGAGGAUGAGGUCUUUAUCUGGAAUGGUUGAAGGAUAAGGGAAGAGGAUGAGGUCUUUAUCUGGAAUGGUUGAAGGAUGAGAGAAGAGGAUGAGGUCUUUAUCUGGAAUGGUUGAAGGAUGAGGGAAGAGGAUGAGGUCUUUAUCUGGAAUGAUUGAAGGAUGAGGGAAGAUGAUGAAAUCUUUAACUGGAUUAGUUCAAGGAUGAGGGAAGAUGAAGUCUCUAAUAUAUAAAGCCACAGGACUGUUUUGAUUAAAGAGCUAAUUUUUUUAGAGCUCUGGUUUGUCUCUGAGAGGAUGAGAGAGAUUGGUGUACAUAGCUUUAAGUUGGUCGGUCUAAUUUAUUUUUCAAAGGCCAGCCUGUCUGUAUACUUCUGUUGUGAAGAGGUAGGUGGCAAUAGGCAAUGGAGUUGGUAGAGGUGCAAUGGUGAUAUUUGCUAUUGAAUGUAUGUUCCUGAGGAAUAGGCUCAUGUUAGGUGUAUAGUAAAUGUAAGGCCGUUUUGUCUUGCCUCUUAACUCAUACUGUCAUUUACUGUGUACUACCCAUCUAUAAACUACAGUAUAUACUGUAUGUAAGUCUGAUUCUAACAGUAUCAGCUGACCCUUAUCCUUCACACGCUGAUGCUUCGCUCGCACCCAAUCACCCACACCCACACACACACACACACACACACACACACACACACACACACACACACACACACACACACACACACACACACACACACACACACACAUACACACACACACACAGAGAGAGAGAGCUUAAGUCAUCGGGCAGCUCCAGUCCUGUCAGGGUAUGUAACAUGCUUUGGCUGUUGUGCAGAGGCUGGGAGGCAGCUCUUAGUAAAUACGGAGCCCUGUUGAGGCAGCAGCUCCUGUGUGUCUGCCGUCUGCCUCGCAGACGCGGUCUUGCAGGGAGGUCAUAUUGUAGCACCUUGAUGCUGUCAAGGGGUGCUGAAGGUGGGUGUGGUGUAUGAAUCAUGCGCAGGACGCAGAGGCUCAGUCCAAAGGCUUUAGUGCAAUAUUCAUAAAAGACAAAAGCACAAUAAGCCCGAAGGCGAAUACACGGCGCACACAGGCGACAAAACAAACGGCGCACAAACAUGUGCAAAAUAACCUCUCCAAAACACUGGAGGGAAAAUGUAGCUCCAACACGAAACAGAAGCGCAAUCACACACAAACACAGGCACACACAACGAGAACUAAAUAGACACAGGUGUACAACAUCAAGACCAAACCAAACGAACAUGAAACAUAGAUCGGUGGCAGCUAGUACUCCGGGGACGACGACCACCGAAGCCUGCCCGAACCAGGAGGAGGAGCAGCCUCGGCCGAAACCGUGACAGAUGCCAUCUCCUCUCCUCUCCUCUCCUCUCCUCUCCUCUCCUCUCCUCUCCUCUCCUCUCCUCUCCUCUCCUCUCCUCUCCUCUCCUCUCCUCUCCUCUCCUCUCCUCUCCUCUCCUCUCCUCUCCUCUCCUCUCCUCUCCUCUCCUCAUCUCCUGAGGAGCUUCCUCCACCCUUCCUCCUUCCCCCUCCAUCUGCCUCCAUCUCUGUCUGCGGCUGUGAGGAAACAGAGAGCGGGCUAUAGGAGAGCAGAGCAGAAUGUCUUGGUCUUUAUUUCUGAUUUAAUUCCCAUGAAAUGCAGGCAUCUGCUGCUGCAGGAAUCAAACUAAUCAGCCCUGAGCGCCACGACCCUGUAUUUCCUGAUAUGUAUGACUCUGUCGAUAUCUCGUCAGGCUCAACCGCCACCACCGUACAGCAGAGAACACUGUGUGUGUGUGUGUGAGUGUGUGCGUGCGUGCGUGCGUGCGUGUCUGGAGGAACAAUCGUCAUAUGGGUUUCCCAGUAUCAGUGUAAUUUAUAACCAGACAUGAUUCAUUCUACUAUUGAUCAUGGAGGAUACUGCACUACCUAGGACCCUGGUCAAAAGUAGUACACUAAAAGGGGAUAGGGUGACAUUUUGGGACACAGUCCUAGUCUCUUUGAGGAGGUUUAGAAAAAUAAAUAGAACGUGAUCUAUUCAUCAUCAUCAUCAUCAUCAUCAUCACCAUCUUCUUUCAUUCCUCUUUAAAAUGCCUUUUUUAAUAUUUUGUACUUUAAUCAUUAACCAGGUAAGCCAGUUGAGAACAAGUUCUCAUUUACAACUGCGACAUGGCCAAGAUAAAGCAAAGCAGUGCGAUAAAAACAACAACACAGAGUUACAUAUGGGGUAAACAGAAACGUACAGUCAAUAACACAAUAGAAAAUCUGUAUACAGUGUGUGCAAAUGUAGUAAGUUAUGGAGGUAAGGCAAUAAAUAGGCCAUAGUGCAAAAUAAUUACAAUUUAGUAUUAACACUGGAGUGAUAGAUGUGCAGAAGAUGAUGUGCAAAUAAAGAUACUGGGGUGCAAAUGAGCAAAAUAAAUAACAAUAUGGGGAUGAGGUAGUUGGGUGGGCUAAUUACAGAUGGGCUGUGUACAGGUGCAGUGAUCGGUAAGCUGCUCUGACAACUGAUGCUUACAGUUAGUGAGGGAGAUAAGAGUCUCCAGCUUCAGAGAUUUUUGCAAUUCGUUCCAGUCAUUAGCAGCAGAGAACUGGAAGGAAUGGCGGCCAAAGGAGGUGUUGGCUUUGGGGAUGACCAGUGAGAUAUACCUGCUGGAGCGCAUACUACGGGUGUGUGUUGCUAUGGUGACCAAUGAGCUAAGAUAAGGAGGGGAUUUGCCUAGCAGAGAUUUAUAGAUGACCUGGAGCCAGUGGGAUUGGCGACGAAUAUGUAGUGAGGGCCAGCCAACGAGAGCGUACAGGUCACAAUGGUGGGUAGUAUAUGGGCUUUGGUGACAAAACGGAUGGCACUGUGAUAGACUACAUCCAAUUUGCUGAGUAGAGUGUUGGAGGCUAUUUUGUAAAUCAUGUUUUGUUGGAUCAAGAAUUUGUGGUUUUCUUUAAUCAGUUAUGACCCUGCAAUCAAAAUUGACUUGAUCACAAAGCCGGAAAUACACAGACCAUGAAACCAUAUUUUUGGCUUACAGUACUAUUUUGAUUUCAUGAGAAUUGUUUGUGAAAUGUACAAAUGGUAUUUAAUAUUCCCAUUAAUGAGGGAUACCAAAUGUUAGUUAAAAUGUACUUAUACAUUAAUGACAUGUGAAAGAGUGUUUUAUUCUAUGGUUUAAUCAUUGGGCUUUCUCCAGAAGAAUAAGUAAUCAAAAUAAAUAUAACAAUAUGGUUGUUGGAACUUGGAUGGCAUACUUCUGAUUUAGAAAACAGCAGACAUUUCUAGUCCUGACUGGCCUUUUUUCCAGUGACCCAGACCUGAAUGUAGGAAUUAGUUAUAUACUGUUGCUGUCAAACGUGUCAUAAGCAAACAUCAUUAUUGAUAUAAGACUGUGGACCUUACGGUUGAUGGAUAGCACUGGAAAGUGGAAACGGAGUAUGAAAAGCCUUCAACGCUUCAGGGAAGUGGUAAUUUAUGAGUGAGGAACUGUGCUGGCGGCUUCUGAAAGUGAAAGAGACACUUAAAGGUACUUUCCUCUGUGAGAUAGUCGAAAGAUAAUGACAGCCGGUUACACUUCACAGAUCUCAUCUCUCUCCACAAUGUGCCGGAAGAUUCUUCUGCUGUUCGUUCUCACUCUCGCCUCUCAAAAGAAGCUAUUUACCAAUUGAGUGCAUCCUCACAAGAAAGGCAUCGCUUGAAAAUGUGCAAUAGAAGAGCAUUUCGAUUUUUUCUAAGAUGAGCUGUAUUUUGGGUGAACACUCAAAUCUGUUAGUUUGUUGAAAAAUUGACAAAGAGAAGGAUAUUUAAUGCACGAUUAGUUAAAUCUUCCCUCACAAGCACACGUGUGCGCACACACACACACACACACACACACACACACACACACACACACACACACACCUAGUAAUAUCAUUACUAGGUUGUGUUGGUCACUAUGAUUUAUUCAACUGUAGUAAAGUUCAACGCCUUUAGGGCUUGUGUGAAGAGACUCUCAUUCCAUUUUUUACUGUUGUGUAAUUAUUAUAACGACAUCCCCCUUGGAGGGAGUGUGAGAGAGAGAUGGAGAAACAUAGCAGUUGAAUUUGUUUGUUUAGUGUGGCCCUAUUAGUUAGACUGGUUUUAUGAACCUCUUAUGAUUUACAACAUCCUCCCCAGUCGACAGUUGAUAGGAGAUCGCCACCUUCCCCAUUUCCAUGGCGAAGCCGGUGAGGCCAUAUGAUCACCUCACUUGGCAUGAUGUCAGCCCUUGUAAUGCAAACAAUACAUGAACUGAUACUCUGUGUCAGGCCCCCAUGCACCCCCCCCCCCCCCCCCCCCCACCCGUCCUUCCCACCCCUCCCAGGGUGCCGAUGCGUCAUGGCAACAGGUGCAAAGUCCACCCCCCCCCCCCACACACACUAACUGAAAGUAACUGACAGUAUCUGCCUCCCUCUCAGGCCCUGUGUGUGUUAACAUUAUGUUACAGGGUUUUAUUUGAAGGAGUGCAGAGUUCUAGCAAGACACAUGUUCAACAUUUAUCAUCUUUAUUUGGCUGCCAUCUUUGGCUCUGAGGAGAGUGAUGAUAGCUAUUUUUUCAGAGGGAAUGCUGUGUGGAUUGCCUUGGGCCAUUUUGAAUGUUUCCCUCACUCUCUAAAUUAUGAGAAAUAGGACAUUACUCCAGGACCUUAGGUGAUCUAGCCCGACAGACAGAAACAGAUGAACAGGACCUUAGGUGAUCUAGCCCGACAGACAGAAACAGAUGAACAGGACCUUAGGUGAUCUAGCCCGACAGACAGAAACAGAUGAACAGGAUCUUAGGUGAUCUAGCCCGACAGACAGAAACAGAUGAACAGGAUCUUAGGUGAUCUAGCCCGACAGACAGAAACGUUUCGGCUGCACGGCAUUUGUCAUGGAGUACAAAGAUAUGAUAAUACAAUGUCCUCUUUUGAACAGCUUUUUCAAAUCAACCCUGAUUUGAAGAGGGAGUGUUUUUUUUGUUCUACAGUAAUAUUUCCCUCCAAUAGACACGUAGCAGACUUGUUCCGGUCAAAACUCCCCAACUAACAGUCGUGACCUGCCAUUGUAGGAUCAUGGAUUAUAUCUGCAGAUGUUAACUUAAGUGUCACAGGAUAUAAACAUAUUUGUUUUCCGCUGACUCAUCCUGUUGUUGUCUGUUUUUUACCCAGGGGGCCUCAGCUGCUUCAGACAGAACCACCAGAACCUGUGUGACCACUCCCUCCACCUCCACGAGAGCCUGGACGCCGGCAUGGGCGUCAGCGGGGCCUCCGGCAAGUCGGGGGCGCAACCUCACUCCAUGUCCCUGCCCUCCACACCGGACAUCGAGGACGCCGAGCUGACGCCCAUCCUGCCCUUCCUGUACCUGGGCAACGAGCAUGAUGCGCAGGACGCCCACAGGCUACAACGCUACAACAUCGGCUUUGUGCUCAACGUCACCACCCACCUGCCGCUCUACCACUACGACACAGGCCUGUUCAGCUACAAGCGGCUGCCAGCCACCGACAGCAACAAGCAGAACUUGAGGCAGUACUUUGAGGAGGCGUUUGAAUUCAUUGGUAUGCAGGAAAAGUUCGCUAAGUCUAGUCAUUGCAUGCUGGCAUGUACAGUAGAAGUGUAUAGGGGAGGGCAGGGAGGAGGUUGCAGUCGGCGGCAGUGGUGGGAUCUCAUUUCUCAUUGAAACGAUUCUGUUUUAUUAUGUACUUUCAGGCCACAUUAUGAUUGGAGUUAGUCGGUGAUUUAGAGUGGUUGAUACAUAUUCAAAUGGCUUGUUUUUAUCGAUCAGAGGCUGUGCAGGUUGUCUGAACUUGGAUUUGUUAGCACUACAGUUAGUAUACAGUAUUGCACAGUGUAGGUUUUGAGUGAGCGGACUGCAGCGAAAAAUGACAUUAGUGACAUUACUAAAACAUUAAUGUGAUGUUGUUGAAGUCUAUUUUGUACUGCAUAUUUUAUGUUAUCAUGAUGAGUUCUAUUCGGAACAGAUGGAAAUGCUCCUCUGUUAUUGUUAAAGUCUAUUUUGUCCGAUGUUUCAUUUGAGCCCCAUUUUAAAGAGACAAAAAUGCUCCUCUCUCCUCUCUCUUCAGAGGAAGCACGGCAAGCGGACAUGGGCCUCUUGAUCCACUGCCAGGCGGGCGUGUCUCGCUCGGCCACCAUAGUCAUCGCCUACCUGAUGAAGCACACCUGGAUGACCAUGACGGACGCCUACAAGUUCGUCAAGACCCGGCGGCCCAUCAUCUCCCCCAACCUCAACUUCAUGGGCCAGCUGCUGGAGUUCGAGGAGGACCUGAACAACGGCAUCACACCGCGCAUCCUCACGCCAAAGCUCAUCGGGUUGGAGACCAUGGUUUAGGAGGACACCUGCCAUUCCUGGUUUAGGAGGACAUCCCACUCACUCUACAGGCUACUCUUGACAGGCUGAUUCUGAGAGCAAAAUCACUUUAUUUCAGAAUCUCCUAGUCAUGCUCUUCUGGGACUGUCACAGGAGUGCCAAGGUUCUGGGUCAACGGCGAUGAGAAACACCCCAGAAUACCUGCUGUUCCGAACUGGCCAGUUUCCUGGAGGAACAAGAGUGUUGUGGAGAGAAAAUGGCCAGUGGGAAGCUGUCGGACCACGGAGGAGCAAAAACAUGGAAGGAAAGGAAAAUAGAUUAACUAUUUCUGGAAAAAAAAAACAGCAUGUUCUGUGGGGACUUAGCAGGUUAGCAGUGAGAGAAACUGAACUCUUCAGACUCACACUGUGCUGUGGCUCACGGUUAUUGUUGCAGGCAGGCUGGGGCUGAGCUGGCCGAGGCGGUGCUUGUCAGAAAAGAUGAAGACUUGUUUAGUGUGUUAAUGUUCUUGUUCUAUUUUUAUACAGGGGUUUAUGGGGGUGACCAUGACAAGCCCAAAGUGGCUUACUGUGCAAUAAUUUCUGAGUGGAAUGCAGCUGGGAGCUUGAUCUUAUGUGUAUAUAUGGGUGUUCAAUGACGAUAAAACAUUUCCAGCUCGCCGCUGAUUUGACAUGAAGUAACCUUUUUUUAAAUUAAUUGUUGUUAUCGAUUCCAUAUUUCUUUACGCAUACCAUUGAGCUGUUACAGUAUAUAUACAAAAGUAUUUGGACACCCCUUCAAAUGAGUGG
This is a messenger RNA of Coregonus sp. 'balchen', 8946 nucleotides long. The record is from the annotation of a GenBank genome assembly. NCBI's taxonomy places the organism in Eukaryota, Metazoa, Chordata, Actinopteri, Salmoniformes, Salmonidae.